Molecule: messenger RNA, 2888 nt
Organism: Petromyzon marinus (sea lamprey)
Lineage: Eukaryota; Metazoa; Chordata; Hyperoartia; Petromyzontiformes; Petromyzontidae
Source: RefSeq, a predicted model, not a curated record
CUAAGUGAGUGAGUGAGUGACUAAGUGAGUGACUAAGUGACUAAGUGAGUGAGUGACUAAGUGAGUGAGUGAGUGGAGUCAUAGUCAACCUCACCUGCAUCACAAUCACAGCUCCCUCGUGCAGCAGAUGGAGAUGAACAGGAACUUUGCCCUGGCCCAUGAUCUCCCCGUGCGUCACCGCUAUGCCGUCUCUCCUCACCACUCCGGCGUCUUCCCCGUCCAUGAGCCGCUGUACCGUGCCUGGCACGCCGUCUGGGCUAUAGAGGUCUCCAGCACCGAGGAAUAUCCUCACCUAAGGCCAGCCCGUGCCAGACGGGGGUUCACUCACCUGGGUGUCAAGGUGUUACCCAGACAGACAUGCGGACUUUUCACCCACACGAUCCGCUACGCUGAAUUCCCGGGCGGUGCGAUGGAACUGGAACGUAGCAUCCACGGAGGGGAACUCUUCACUACGAUACUUCUAACUCCUGUGAACAUCUUCAUGACCCAUCUGUCCAACUACGGGAACGACCGUCUGGGCCUGUACACCUUCGAAAGCCUGGUGUCUUUCCUGAGCUGCUACACCCACCUGGAGCUGUCAACGCUCACUCCGCCGCUGAUGGCACAAGCCUACUUCUCCCUGUACCCCGGGGACACUCACCCAGUGUGGCAGAAUCCUUGCCAUGAUAAACGUCACAAGGACAUUUGGUCGAAGGAGAAGACUUGUGACAGACUGCCUAGUAUCAUCAUCAUUGGACCCCAGAAAACUGGUACCACAGCUCUGCACACAUUCCUGAAGCUGCACCCCAACGUGGUGACAUCCUACCCCAGCCCCUCAUCGUAUGAGGAAGUUCAAUUCUUCAGUUCCACCUCCAACUACCUGCGGGGCAUAGACUGGUACAUGGAUUUCUACCCCUCUCCGUCUAACGUAUCGUCUAGCGAUUUCCUCACCGACAAAAGUGCCAACUACUUUGACUCCGAGCUGAGCCCACGGAGACUCCACUCACUGAUUCCACUCGCCCGUCUCAUCACGCUCCUUACACCACCAGGGCUACGGGCCUACUCCUGGUACCAGCAUCAGAAGGCUCACAACGACCCAGCCGCUUUGAACCACUCCUUCUACGAGAUCAUCACAGCCACAUCACCACCACCAUCACCACCACCACCACCAUCACCACCACCACCACCACCAUCAGCUGAGGUGGUGGUGUUGCGUAAUCGCUGUUUGUAUCCGGGGCUCUAUGCUCGGCACUUGGAAGCCUGGCUGAAGUACUUCCCUGCGGGCCAGCUGUUGAUCUUAGACGGGAUGGAGCUGCGUCGAGAUCCCGUCUCUCUGAUGUCCACGCUGCAGAAGUUCCUCGGCUUAACUCCCAUCCUGGAUUACAGCACCUUACUCAAAUACGACGUUGAGAAGGGCUUCUGGUGCGUCCUAUUUGGACGUCGAUGCGAUGUUCGGUCUCAAUGUCGGUUUGGUUGUGUGGUGGUGCCGUUUGUACCUAGAUACGACGUCGAGAAGGGCUUCCGGUUCGUCCUAUUUGGACGUCGAUACGACGUUCGGGUGCGAAGUCGGUUUGGUCGUGCGGUGGUGCCGUUUGGACAUUGAUACAACGUUCGGUCGCGAUUUCGGUUUGGUCGUGCGGUGGUGCCGUUUGGACGUCGAUACGACGUCGAGAAGGGCUUCUGGUGCGUCCUGUUUGGACGUCGAUACAACGUUCGGUCUCAAUGUCGGUUUGGUCGUGUGGUGGUGCCGUUUGAACCUAGAUACGACGUUCGGUCGCGAUGUCGGUUUGGUCGUGCGGUGGUGCCGUUUGGACCUAGAUACGACGUUGAGAAGGGCUUCCGGUUCGUCCUAUUUGGACGUCGAUGCGACGUUCGGUCUCAAUGUCGGUUUGGUCGUGCGGUGGUGCCGUUUGGACCUAGAUACGACGUCGAGAAGGGCUUCCGGUUCGUCCUAUUUGGACGUUGAUACGACGUUCGGGUGCGAAGUCGGUUUGGUCGUGCGGUGGUGCCGUUUGGACGUUGAUACAACGUUCGGUCUCAAUGUCGGUUUGGUCGUGCGGUGGUGCCGUUUGGACCUAGAUACGACGUCGAGAAGGGCUUCUGGUGCGUCCUAUUUGGACGUUGAUACGACGUUCGGUCUCAAAGUCGGUUUGGUCGUGUGGUGGUGCCGUUUGGACCUAGAUACGACGUUCGGUCGCGAUGUCGGUUUGGUCGUGUGGUGGUGCCGUUUGGACCUAGAUACGACGUCGAGAAGGGCUUUUGGUGCGUCCUAUUUGGACGUUGAUACGACGUUCGGUCUCAAAGUCGGUUUGGUCGUGUGGUGGUGCCGUUUGGACCUAGAUACGACGUUGAGAAGGGCUUUUGGUGCGUCCUAUUUGGACGUCGAUACGACGUUCGGUCUCAAAGUCGGUUUGGUCGUGUGGUGGUGCCGUUUGGACCUAGAUACGACGUUCGGUCUCAAUGUCGGUUUGGUUGUGCGGUGGUGCCGUUUGGACCUAGAUACGACGUCGAGAAGGGCUUCUGGUUCGUCCUAUUUGGACGUCGGUGCGACGUUCGGUCUCAAUGUCGGUUUGGUUGUGCGGUGGUGCCGUUUGGACCUAGAUACGACUUUCGGUCGCGAUGUCGGUUUGGUCGUGUGGUGGUGCCGUUUGGACCUAGAUACGACGUUGAGAAGGGCUUCUGGUGCGUCCUAUUUGGACGUCGAUACGACGUUCGGUCUCAAUGUCGGUUUGGUCGUGUGGUGGUGCCGUUUGGACCUAGAUACGACGUUCGGUCGCGUUGUCGGUUUGGUCGUGCGGUGGUGCCGUUUGGACCUAGAUACGACGUUGAGAAGGGCUUCUGGUUCGUCCUAUUUGGACGUCGGUGCGACGUUCGGGUGUGAAGUCGGUUUGGUCGUGCGGUGGUGCCGU